UACACUUUAAUAGCAGCCCCACCGACGAAAUGGUUCCUUCUCUCUUUUCUCUCUACCUUCGAGACCGGUAGCUGUGGAGGUCACCCAAAGGAACGGGCAACAAUGGGUCAUCUAACGCGUAACGAAGCUCUCUUCCAUCUGGUUCUGUCCGGAUCCUGCUUUGGGAUACUUGCGAAUACCUUCCAAGGCGAUGGAGAGCCUCUUAUUGCAUCCCUGGCUUUCAGCGGGAUUGCUUUCAGUCUCAGCUUCUGUUUGAUACGAUGGCUCGAAGAGACCUUCAUAAAAGCCGGGCUGAAGGGCCGGGAUAUGUCGAAGUCCAAAACCAUCAUCAUGUAUGUGAGCUCCGGAGACCAUGGGAGCAAUCUCAGCGGUGGUAUUCCUUCUCACGACCAUCACGUUCAUUCCGUUCCCAUUCUACAAGGACAUUGUCGCCGCAACCUCCGGUGGUGGAAACCGCGAUAUACCCAUGAUCGAUACACCAAGCGCCGUUGAAUCCGGUCGACUACUACACAAAUUCCCUCAUAACAAGUUGGCGUCCUACCUCUCCGCGCUUCUGUCCCUACAGUCGAUUGUAAUCCUCGGAAUUGGCGAUGACCUGUUCGAUAUUCGUUGGCGACACAAGCUCUUCAUACCGGUUUUUGCCUCCAUACCGUUGCUCGUUGUAUAUUUUGUGGACUUCGGCGUGACCUCAAUCGUUGUGCCAACACCUCUCCGGCCAUUGUUUGGAGGGGCUGAGAUUCUCAAUCUCGGUCCGGUAUACUACGUAUACAUGGCAUUGUUUUCGAUAUUCUGCCCCAACAGCAUUAACAUAUUGGCCGGUAUUAAUGGCAUCGAGGUCGCGCAGUCUGCGGUCAUUGCAUGUCUAAUAAUGGCUAAUGACAUGCUGUACCUGCCUCCCUUUACAUCAUACAAUCAUCCUGCUAGGGACACUCAUCUCUUCAGUUUGUACCUUCUUCUACCCUUCACAGGCGUCAGUCUUGCGCUCCUUUUGCAUAACUGGUAUCCAGCGCGUGUUUUUGUGGGAGACACAUAUUGCUACUUUGCAGGCAUGGUGUUUGCGGUCGUGGGCAUUCUGGGGCAUUUUUCAAAGACUCUUUGGCUGUUGUUUAUUCCACAGGCGUUCAAUUUUCUCUAUUCCUCGCCUCAACUUUUCAAAUUGGUGCCAUGCCCUCGGCAUCGGUUGCCUCAUUUCAAUCGGCAAACUGGUCUACUGGAGCCAAGUCGGGCAGACUUGGUGAAGCCUCUCCAUCGUCUUUUGGAAUGGGGAUUAAAGCUCUUGGCGCAGUUCAAGCUCAUUUGGAUCAGGUGCGAUGAGUCAGGUCGUGUGGUGGAAUUUAGUAACCUGACCAUAUUAAACCUUUGGCUUGUUUGGCGUGGCCCGCUCCGGGAGGAUACUCUCGCCUUGGAGCUGGUGUCGCUGCAAGUGGCGUGUGGUUUUGUUGGCCUGAUCGCGAGGCAUAAAUUAGCUUUGCUCAUAUUUGAUACAGAUAAUCUAUAGCGGUUCAAAUUCCAUACGAU
Eremomyces bilateralis CBS 781.70 is the source of this 1518-nucleotide messenger RNA. RefSeq names its product putative UDP-N-acetylglucosamine-dolichyl-phosphate N-acetylglucosaminephosphate transferase. Lineage: Eukaryota; Fungi; Ascomycota; Dothideomycetes; Eremomycetales; Eremomycetaceae. Gene Ontology annotation, molecular function: UDP-N-acetylglucosamine-dolichyl-phosphate N-acetylglucosaminephosphotransferase activity. The record is from RefSeq and is a predicted model, not a curated record. The transcript is spliced from 2 exons. Gene Ontology annotation, biological process: dolichol-linked oligosaccharide biosynthetic process; protein N-linked glycosylation. Gene Ontology annotation, cellular component: membrane. The coding region runs from base 353 to 1498 and encodes 381 amino acids.